Molecule: messenger RNA, 2667 nt
Organism: Homarus americanus (American lobster)
Lineage: Eukaryota; Metazoa; Arthropoda; Malacostraca; Decapoda; Nephropidae
Exons: 11
Biological process (GO): tRNA methylation
Cellular component (GO): cytoplasm
Molecular function (GO): protein binding
Source: RefSeq, a predicted model, not a curated record
GUGAUACUAUAACAGAGGCCAUAGACAGAGGCCAUGGUACACAUCAACCAUCAGCUGUUGUCCACUCAAGUGACGGCCUUGACGGUGAAAAAUGACAUUAUUUUCAUCGGCGAAGGGCAGCAUCUCCACGUCCACAACAUCAACACUGGGGCUUGGUUGUCCAGUGUUGAAGUUUUCCGUGCGGCGGUGAUUCACGGCAUCCAGUUCCACUCCAGCCUCGUCUGCCAGGGAGAUGUGUGGAGGGCGGCCGUGUUUGGGCAGAAGAGUUUGGCUGUGUUGUGGUUUGAUCCCAGACUCUGUUUAUGCCGUGUGUUACUGGAAGAACGACACUUUGAUGACUGGAUCGUUGAUGCCGCCUGGGAAGAUGAUGCAUCACAUGUUGUUCUGGCGUUGGCACACAAUUCUCUUCUUCGUUAUCAAAUUCAAAAUUUGGUUGAAUCUAUUAAAGUAAAGUCAGUAUAUGAAAGCAAUCAAAGAGGAGCCAACAGUAAAUCUCUGGAAGCACAAGACAAGAUGGUGGACCCCAGAGAGGAAAAUACCUGUUUUCAUUAUGACCGAACAUCACAAAUGAGUGUAUUGAAGGCCGGUCACCGUAGCGACACACAGCGGCAAAAGCUAAGCAUUUAUCACAAGAGAGAUAGAUUUAUAGUCGCCACAGCUGAGAGUUCAGAAAAAUGUGUCCUGUUCUGCGGUCGUGUGGUGAUGAUGUCUGGUUCGUGGGAGAGCGCAGUCCUUCUGGCAGGCAUGGUGUCCCAGCAGCUGGUCGUAUGGGGAGCCUGGGGGGACACUGAUGAUAACGGCACAAUUGUUCCUCUUCAUUCCUUAAUUGGUCAUCAGGGCUCCAUCUUCUCCGUGAACUUCUGUCAUGACCAGAAAGUGAUCACCACCACAUCUGAUGACAGAAGUAUAAUUGUGUGGGACAUUAUUCCAGCACAGAAACAAUCUGACAAGGAUUCACACCCAACCUCUGCUCCCAUGGACCCUGAGCAGGAGAGACACUACUGGAGAGGUGCACACAUUGUACAAAAACUGAAAUGUUACGGACACAGCGCGAGAGUGUGGAGGUCGCUCAUCCUAUCCUCAUGUAUACUGAGUGUCGGCGAGGACUCAAAAGUGUGCGUGUGGGACCAUGAAGGAACUUUAUUCAAGUCUUGGAAAGCUCACGAUGGUUCCUCUAUAUGGAGCAUUGCAGCUACAGAGUGUCAGACUAAAGUGAUAACAGGGGGUGGAGACGGCAGUGUUAAGUCAUGGAGUCUUAAUACAAAAAGUUGUUCAGCUGCCGAGUCACUUGUUGACUUACCUUGGACCGCUGAGGUUCCAAGAUCGUCGGAUGAGGUUAUGAAUAAAAAAUCUUUACAAAUGGAAAACUUUACUAACAACUUCAGACAAGAAAAUGAAGAUUAUGAGCCAAGUAGUGAUGAAGACACGCAUAUAGAAAGUAGUAAUUGUAAAACACUCAUGAAAGAUAAAAUGAAAAUAUUAAAAAAAUCUGAAGGACAGGGGAAACUAAAAGGGGAUUUUCCAAGAUGUGUUUCACUGUUGGGACUAAACAAUUAUCUGGUUGUGAUGGACAGUGGAAAACUAUAUUGUUGGAUGAAGAACUCUGCCUCUUGGUGUCUCAGCUGUGAGGACAAACGUCUGGAGAAUUACGUGGUGAUGGAGACGUGUCCUGACCAAAAACUUGUAGCAAUUGGAACUUUGUGCGGUGACGUGAUCAUCCUUGGCUUAGGAGAUAGAGGCAUCGGGGUUCUGCUGGAGGAGAAGGUGUGUGAAGGGAAGGUGUUUGGCCUCACCUGGCUGGCUCAAGACCACCUCCUCGUGUGUCGGGGGUCAUGUCCACCUGGCUGUUCAUCUCCAUACAGCCUUGGGGUGACCUUGACAGCCCGGGGUACUUUGGCCAGCCUUGGGUACUUUGGACAGCCCGGUGACUUUGGCCAGCCCUGGGGUACUUUGGAAAGCCCUGGGGUGACUUUUGGCCAGCCCUGGGGUGACUUUGGACAGCCCGGGGUGACUUUGGACAGCUCUAACGAAAUGCCUACAAUUGCCUCAAAGGUAUUUGGACCAUUGGCCUUAUCAGAACUGGAUGAACAGUUGAAGGAUGCUCAUUGUGAAACAAUAUUAACUGAUAAAGCAACCAUUGAGCACCAAAAUCUUCCCUAUGAGGGUGUUCAAAGUAGAAGACUUGAAGGACUUCUGCAAUUUGUGGAGACUGAAUAUAAACAGCUACUGGGAAAAGAUGCUGUAUGCACCCAAAUAGGAACUCCUGGUACCACUCACUGGGUACUCACACCAAAACGCACUAACUCUCACAGCACCUUAGCACCAAUAAACCUGUGGCACCUGCCAGUACAACACUACCCCAGGGGCAACACUCCAGUGGCAGCCAAGGGAGUCUCAUUACCAAAGUCUCUGCUAAUCAUAGGUGAAAAAAAGGUUUACAGGUUCUCGGUAGCAGAAAGAAUUUACAACUACAGUCAACAAGCAUAUGACAUCUCGAUGACGCCAUCAAAGAAACAGGAGAACGGAGGACAUUCCCACUGGGAGACUCAGAAGCUCCACCGCGUGUCCCUUUUGGCUCAACGUGUGUCCCGCUUUAGCUCCAACGUGUGUCCGCUUAGCUCAACAUAUGUCGGUUUAGCUCAGCGUAUGUCCCGCUUUAGCUCCAAC